UUUCAAAUUAAAACUCUCUUUUCUUCUUCUUCUUCUUCUUUCUUUUUAAUUUCUCUUCAAUUCCCCUGUUCAUGUUUAGAAUAUGCUGAAUAUCAGCAAUGAUCAUGAUUGGCUAUCCCAAAUUGAAGACGAUACAGAAUCAGACUACUCACUCGAUUAUGAAUAUAUUGGACCAAGACAACCAAUUUAUAGAAAUGAUCAAGACGCUGACUCAGUCUGCUCUGAAUUAUCUGAUUCACCUUGUCAUAAUGGCUUCGAUAUGUGGGAUGAAGAUCCUUACAGUACAAAUGAUUUCACCUGGGAAUCCAAUGAUAUGAAAUUAACCAGUUUUAUCAAAUCAAGAAAAAAAGAGCUUGAUGCGAUCACGACGCCUUGGAAAAAGUCUAGUUUUUAUACAAAGGAGAGAGGUUGGCCAAGACAGUUACCUUAUUCUUCUUCAACUACAAAUCAUGAUCAAUCAGCUAGUUCUCUAUGCUUAACCUUAUCAGAUUAUGGUACCACCGAAAAAUUACAUGCUAUCUAUCGUGACAGGAUCAUUGAAUGUGGGACGCCUCUGGGUCAUCCUUCAUCACAUCAUUCGACAAAACAAUCGGAUUCAGUCAAUACUACUUGGCUUGAAAGUCAAGAGGAUAACCAUUCUUCUUCUUCUUCUUCAUCUUCUCAUUGUAAAUCAUCUUCAUCUAUCACUCAAGCAUCAUCUUCUUCAUCCAUCUUUUAUGAAACUCAUGCCUCCGUAUCAUUACCUCCACAGGAAGACACUUUGGCUCAGCAAAAUACUAAACAUUCAUAUCCUGUAGAUAAUAAUAACAAUAACAAUAAUAAUAACAACAACAAUAGCACUCCUUUACUAUCAAAAUUUGUUCCAUAUACUAAAUAUAUCAAACGCUCUCAGUUUUCCAUCGCCUAUCCCAAGGAUGCUUAUCUCCCUUUAUCAUUUGAACCUCUCUGUUUAGCAGAAAAGUAUGGUUAUAUGGCUAUAGGAGGUUUAGAAGGUGAAUUCGAAAUAUACUGCUGCAUGGAAGAUCAACCAAUCAAGAUAUGGGGAACCAAGUUCAAAGGAAAGAAUAAUGUCAUGCUCAUGACAAACGCUAUUCAGAUUGUGCGAUUCAAAAAGCAAAAGGAGCAUAAACACCUGCUUAUUGCCUGCAUGAAUGACGCCGGUGUACUCAUUUAUGAACUCCCUAAACACAGCGACUGCCAUCCAUUAUCACCGUCCACUGUCACUCUCCUACACCACAUCCGCUCCUUUGACCGUGUUCCGAUCAACGACGCCAGGCUGAGUCCGAACAAUGAGUACUUGAUCUGUGUGGGUGAUGAUGCAUGCAUCUUUUACCUCACACUAGCCUACAACAACCAUGAUCAACUGACCGUGACGACUCCAAAACGUAUUCUCAUUCCAGACAACGUCCUCUGCCUGUCGCAUUCACCCUAUUCCUCUCAGCAUCUCGCCUGGAGUAAGUCAUCACUCUAUUUUGCCCAUACCUCCGACACCCACAGCUUUGUACUCGUCUGGCGCACACAGCCUAAACUGGAGAUGCUCUACCGCAUUGACGCCGGAGGUUACACGUACGCCAUUCAAUUUCAUCCCGAACACGAAGGCGUUCUUGCGUUCUCGAACCGAUAUGGGUACCUUCACACCGUUGACCUGACAGAGGCUGUCUCGAUAUACAAUCCGAACCAGAUCGUCUCUAUUCACCAUUUUGAUCGUCCAUCGACUACCUCGCCCGGCCACGUCUGUACGCCCUCUUGCGUCCCAUUCGACGAUCCCAUCUACCACACAGCCGAUCUUGUGGCAAGACAAGAGAUCACCAUGGUAUCCUUUCGUGGCGAAAAGAACAGGCGGUUGAGAAUCCUCGCCAAGAUAAACGGUAUUCAAUGGUCGCACGACGGCAAGUACCUCUACAUCUCCACAAAGAAACGCGUGCUCGCUUAUCAGUUUGUCAAGUCGAUGCGUCAAGUAGACUCACUGGAAAAAAUGGCUGGUUCGAAGGUCCUCUCGAUCAUGGAGGAGCAAAGUCUUAAGAAACGGAAGCGAGCCGAAACCGAAUGGGAACAGAGUAAACGCUUGGCUUGGGCUCACCAAUGGAGUCAGGUACCAAAACAUGUUCGAGACAAGGUUUUGGCAAAAGCGACUGAUCUGGCAAGUCAUUAAACUAUUAUUUUUACAUAUUAUUGCAUGUUGUGUUUUUAAUAAUAAAGAGGGACAUAGAAAAUCAACUAAA
Molecule: messenger RNA, 2222 nt
Organism: Rhizopus microsporus ATCC 52813
Lineage: Eukaryota; Fungi; Mucoromycota; Mucoromycetes; Mucorales; Rhizopodaceae
Exons: 1
Coding region: 83-2152 (689 amino acids)
Molecular function (GO): protein binding
Source: RefSeq, a predicted model, not a curated record